CCUUCGGGCUGUAGAUGGAGCUGUCCGGCCCGGCGCGGGGACGGCGCCGGGGAACCUCCUUCUUCUCCGCCGGCCGCGAGGGGAACCGCGCUCCCAGGAUGCAGUUUGUGUCAACACGACCACAGCCGCAGCAGCUGGGCAUCCAGGGCCUGGGGCUGGACGGCGGCGGCUGGAGCUGGGCGCAGGCGCUGCCCCCCGAGGAGGUGUGCCCACCGGAGCCGGCGCUGCGCGCGGACAUGGCUGAGGGGAUGCCCCCCAUGCAGGCUCAGGAGUGGGACAUGGACACUCGGCGGCCAGUGCCUUUCCAGUUCCCCACUUUCCCAGACCGGGCCCCCGUCUUCCCUGACCGCAUGAUGCGUGAACCCCAGCUACCCACUGCCGAGAUCUCUCUGUGGACCGUGGUGGCCGCCAUCCAAGCAGUGGAGAGGAAGGUGGAUGCCCAAGCCAGCCAGCUGCUGAACCUGGAGGGGCGCACAGGAACAGCUGAGAAGAAGCUGGCCGACUGCGAGAAGACGGCCGUGGAGUUCGGGAACCACAUGGAGAGCAAGUGGGCCGUGCUGGGGACGUUGCUGCAGGAGUACGGGCUGCUGCAGCGGAGGCUGGAGAACAUGGAGAACCUGCUGAGGAAUAGAAACUUCUGGAUCCUGCGGCUGCCCCCGGGCAGCAAGGGUGAGGUGCCCAAGGUUCCAGUGACCUUCGUCGACAUUGCUGUCUACUUCUCUGAGGAUGAAUGGAAGAGCCUGGAUGGAUGGCAGAAGGAGCUGUACAACAACCUGGUUAAGGAGAACUACAAAACCCUGAUGUCUCUGGAUGCGGAGAACCCAGCACCCAAGCAAGCUGCUCCACCCCAGGUUGAACCAAGGGAGGAGCCGUGUGUGUGGGAGCAGCGGAACCCCGAAGAGAGAGACAUCCCAGUGGACCCGGACACAGGAGCAGAGCCCCUGAUGCCCACACAGGAUGUAUCCUCUCAGGUGAAGCGUGAAGAAGCCCUGAGUGUCCGAGGCCAACGGGGUGUGGAAGACAGGGAGCUCCCCACAGAGCCCAUCACUGAUUCCCCGAUCUCCGCUCAGGACCUGCUGUCCCGGAUUAAGCAGGAGGACCACCAGUGUGUGUGGGACCAGCAGGAUUUGGUGGAGAGGGAUAUCCCAACGGACCCCAAUUCAGAGUCUCUGCUUUCAGCACAUGACAUUCUGUCAUGGAUCAAGCAAGAGGAGCAGCCGUUCCCGUGGGGCCCACGUGACUCCGUGGAAGGGGAGCUGGGGCUAGACUCUAGCACUGGUGACAGCCUGCUGAUGGUGAAGAACCCUCCUCCGCCCCCGCCCCCGGCCCCUCCGCAGCCCCAGUCCCAGCCCCAGCCCCAGCCCCAGCCCCAGCCCCAGCCCCAACCGCAGCCGCAGACCCAGCAGCCGAGCCUCCCUCCGGCCCCUGUAGCCGAGGGCACGGGUGGUCCCCCAAGCCGGGGCGUGGUUGGGGGUCUGGAGGGUGGCUUUCCUGUGCUGCCUGGAGAGCGUGGUACCUGCGGGGCACCUGGGGGCUCGGGGAGCGGGCCGGGGGGCGCCGGUGGAGGGUCUGGUGGGCCGGGGGGCGGACCCGGCGGUUGCGGAGGCUGCUGUCCGGGUCCCGGGGCACCCCGGCGGGCCCUUCAGGCGCAUGGUGGCCGAGGCAAGCCCUAUGCAUGUCCCGAAUGUGGCAAGAGCUUCGGUGUGCGCAAGAGCCUGGUCAUCCAUCACCGUAGCCACACCAAGGAGCGGCCAUUCGCGUGCGCCGAGUGCGAGAAGAGUUUCAACUGCCACUCGGGCCUCAUUCGCCACCAGAUGACGCACCGCGGAGAGCGCCCGUUCCGCUGCGCUGAUUGCGACAAGACGUACAGCCGUAAGGAGCACCUACAGAACCACCAGCGGCUGCACACAGGCGAGCGGCCCUUCCAGUGCGCGCUCUGCGGCAAGAGCUUUAUCCGCAAGCAGAACCUGCUCAAACACCAGCGCAUCCACACCGGGGAGCGGCCUUACCCAUGCGCCGAGUGUGGCAAGCGCUUCCGCUACAAGGAGUCGCUCAAGGACCACCUGCGCGUGCACGGCGGUGGCGCGGGGCCGGGCCUGGCGGCGGCAAGGCCACCUCAUGCGCCUCCUGAGCGGGACUAG
Molecule: messenger RNA, 2141 nt
Organism: Chrysochloris asiatica (Cape golden mole)
Lineage: Eukaryota; Metazoa; Chordata; Mammalia; Afrosoricida; Chrysochloridae
Gene: ZNF282
Product: zinc finger protein 282
Exons: 8
Coding region: 99-2141 (680 amino acids)
Biological process (GO): regulation of DNA-templated transcription
Source: RefSeq, a predicted model, not a curated record